Stylophora pistillata is the source of this 490-nucleotide messenger RNA. RefSeq names its product cytochrome c oxidase subunit 7C, mitochondrial. Gene Ontology annotation, cellular component: respiratory chain complex IV. NCBI's taxonomy places the organism in Eukaryota, Metazoa, Cnidaria, Anthozoa, Scleractinia, Pocilloporidae. Gene Ontology annotation, biological process: mitochondrial electron transport, cytochrome c to oxygen. The record is from RefSeq and is a predicted model, not a curated record.
UGCGCAGUGUAGCGCUGUCUCACGAUCCUCCAAUUAAAGAUGUCGUUUGCCGGGAGAACUUUGACUGUUCUUGGCCGAUCUGCCAUCCGUACGCGAUGUACUGCUUUGCAACGUUACCGUGGAGACUUUUCGAAUGCACCAGGAGAGAACAUGCCUUUCCAAACAAAGAACAAGCCAAGGCUUCUGGCCACCAUGAUCCUCUAUCUAGGAACAUGCUUUACUCUUCCUUUCAUCUGUGUGAGAUUCCAAAUGGCCAAGCAGAGAGGUGAUUGAUGUUCAAGUACAAAGCAAAGACCUGGAAUUUGAGUGAAUGUCUGUUGGCUUUAUUGAGUGUGAACCUUUUGCUUGUUAUAACAAUUUCUUUUCAAUGUUGUAAUAGUGUAAACUCUUAAUUAUUCACCGAUAGUGGUUUUUACAGGCUGUAUGCUUCUGUAAAUUAUCAUUAAAAAGAUGUAACUUGAAUUGAAUAAACAGGUUGCUUUGGAGUUGA